AAUAUACUCCAAAUUUCUAUAUCUGGUUUUGCUAAUCAAGGAAGAAAAGUGAAAGGCUGACAGGACCAACCAAAGCAGAGGACCCACAAUCCGUACUCUCCCAUCUUGCUGUAUCCCACAAACAGCAGCAACUGGGAGUGACCGAGUCACUGAGUUUAUUAGAGCUACUCUCCUUUGCGUGGUGUAGUGCACUGUAGUAGUUUUUUGUCUUGGUAUUUAUUUUUGCAAGAUUUACGAGGGGUCCCUUGCCUCCUUAGAACCUUAACUAUUCCCUCACCUUCCUUCCCCUCCCUUUCUCUCCUUGUUGGUGAAGAUAUUUUAACAGCAAGUACAAAAGGAUUUUAAGGGUGAUAUGAGCCAAAGAAAGAAUACAGAAAAAAGAAUAGGAAUCAAACAUUCGUAGUCAAAUCCUGUAUUUAAUGGUGAAGCUAAUGAACUCAUUUAAAGACAAUUUACUCUUGAUUUCUCACUGAAGGGAAUCUGUACUAGGUGCGUGCAAUACAGGCCUAAGAAUGAGUAUCUGUGAGAGUUGAAGUUUGAAAAAACCCCGUUAUUGGUGUUCACCAUGUCAAGGCAAUCCCUACUUCCUCCUCGCUGCCCAUUUCGGAAGCAUGUCGUUUCUCAUCCAAUUCACGAAUCCAGUCCGCAACACCACAGGUCUCCCUCCCAAGGUUCAGUUCUGGAGGAGAAGCCAGCAUGGCUUGAUGAUUUGUUAAGUGAUGAAGAUGCAGAUUCAAAAGGAAAGUGUCUUCGCCGGUCUGCCAGUGAUUCGGUCACCCUCUUGGAUGGUAUUGUGAAUUCAUUUUCAGGUUUGAGUCCAUAUAAUGAUGAAGCUGCUUCAGGUGGCAAUGAAACUUGUAGUGGACUGGAGUCAGCUUCUAUGUAUGGUCCUAAUUCUCCUAGGAGAAGAGGGAAUGUGACCUUCUCGGAAAAUGCCAUAGCAUCAGCCCUAUCGGAGUAUGCAUUUCAAAAUCCUUUGCAGUAUGUAGACGGCAGCCUGUGCAUUUCGGGGACUAAACCCUUGGAUCAAAUGGGGAAUGCAUGUGGUUCAGCUGAGGAGCUCAAUGGCGAGACAAACCCUGUGAAACGGCAUUCCGGGCAACGCUCAAGAGUUCGUAAACUCCAGUAUAUUGCUGAACUUGAAAGAACUGUUAAUGUUCUGCAGACUUUGGAGUCAGAGUUGGCAGUCAAGGUUGCUUCUAUGCUUCAGAAACGUGCUACUUUGUCCCUGGAAAACAACACAUUAAAGCAGCAGGAGGCCAGAAUACGGCAGGAAAAAUUGAUCGCAGAGGCUCAACAUAAGGCUUUGAAGAAGGAAGCUGAGAGAAUGAAAAACAAGUUAGGUUUCACAAAUUUGAAGUUCAGAAAUUAUUCCAGAUCAAGUCGCCCUCCGGAGGCAGCUAGAUCAGAAGUUACAUGGCAGAUGGCAAAACUUAAUCUUAACUAGUCAGGGGAGUCCGUGUCCAUGCUUCAACAAUACGUCUCAAACAUGAUUUUCUACUCAUCAGUGUCAUUUUGUGAAAAAAGUAGACAGCCUUGCUGCAUCAUGUCAUAUAUUGGUUAGGAUACCUUGCACUCCCGGGGCACAAGUUGUUUAUAUCUUGCUGUACAUGAACCGCCAGUGAACGGACUUGUAUAACAGGGAGUGGCAUCAUCUUUUCACUAGAAUUAUCUUAGCAUCCAUGCCCGGGUUACAAUCUCGUGCUUGAUCAUUAAA
Messenger RNA from Populus euphratica (Euphrates poplar), 1717 nucleotides. RefSeq names its product basic leucine zipper 34-like. The record is from RefSeq and is a predicted model, not a curated record. The transcript is spliced from 6 exons. Lineage: Eukaryota; Viridiplantae; Streptophyta; Magnoliopsida; Malpighiales; Salicaceae. Gene Ontology annotation, molecular function: DNA-binding transcription factor activity. Gene Ontology annotation, biological process: regulation of DNA-templated transcription. Bases 566 to 1447 code for a protein of 293 amino acids.